CUAGUUGCCAAUCACAAGUUGCAACGUGCACUCGAUAACCUGGAAGGUUUGGUUGUCGCCCGAAUUUUUGAGCUCUCAAAGAUGAAUCGAGCGGGAACAGUGCGUUCAGCCACAAUCCACACAGCUCUCGACAAGUACAAUACAGCAGCAUGCGCUGUUUCUCCCCCACGAGCUACUCUGUCAUGGGAAGAUGUUGUCAAGUAUGCCUUUGUUGCAGACUUCGACCUUCUGCGAGAUGCACACCAAGACAUUUCACACUGCCCUUGGGCCACUCCUACAGGUCAACAUAUGAUGGAUACGUACUUCAAGAUGCGUCGGGCUAGCGAGAAAAUACAGCACCUCAAUGUCGAGAUCUGUCGCAUGGCCACCUACUUGCGUGAUGAAGAACUUUACUUGACUGAGUGCCAGAAGCAGCUUCAGUCGAUGCAUCCUGCCCUCACCCAUCAAGUUGGAGUACACUGGAACAUACACGCUAGAUUUACAUCAUACCACCUCCGCCGCCUGCACGAAAUCAACACAUUGCCAGGCUUUACAGGA
Molecule: messenger RNA, 537 nt
Organism: Suillus fuscotomentosus
Lineage: Eukaryota; Fungi; Basidiomycota; Agaricomycetes; Boletales; Suillaceae
Exons: 2
Source: RefSeq, a predicted model, not a curated record